GGGGACGGAGACCAGCCGGAGGGCGGAGGUCCGGCGGUGCGGCUCCCGUGGAGGGAAGGGAGCGCGCACGCUCUACGGCAGGUUCGCGGGGUGGCGGCCAAGUUCAAGCUGCCAGCCCCGGGCCCGCCGGUGCCAUGGAUGGCCUGCGCCAGCGCUUCGAGCGCUUUCUGGAACAGAGGAAUUUGGCCACCGAAGCGCUAGGGGCGCUCGAAGCCAAGACCGGUGUCGACAAGCGGUACUUGGCCGCGGGAGCCGCCACUCUGCUAAGCCUGUAUCUUCUGUUCGGGUAUGGGGCAUCUCUGCUGUGCAAUCUCAUCGGCUUUGCAUACCCCGCAUAUGCUUCGAUCAAAGCUAUCGAGACCCCAAGCAAAGAGGACGACACUGUGUGGCUUACCUACUGGGUGGUGUAUGGCCUGUUUGGGCUGGCCGAGUUCUUCAGCGAUAUACUCCUGUCCUGGUUCCCUUUCUACUACGCGGGCAAGUGCGCCUUCCUGUUGUUCUGCAUGGUUCCUGGCCCCUGGAACGGGGCUCACAUGCUGUAUCACCGCGUCAUACGUCCACUGUUUCUAAAGCAUCACGAGGCCGUGGACAGCUUCGUGAGCGACCUCAGCGGGCGGGCCCUGGACGUGGCAGCCGGAGUAACGAGGGACAGUGCGUGCUCACAGGGCGAGGGGUGUCUGUCAAUCCGCCAAAGCAAGCGUGACUCAGCUCCGGAAGAACAGGUGAAGUCCCUGCCCAGCCCCUGUGCAGAAAAGCUGGCCGGCCAGCUGGAAGACGCGUUACACUCCAAGUCCUCCAUGGAUUCCCCAGCCGACUCCCCAGUGGAGUCCACCACCAGCCCCUCGUCCCCAAGCAAGCCAGCCCUCAGGAGCUCCACCAACUUGGGCCACUCCCAGCCUCAAUCCCCCGCCACUGGCUCUGCCAAUGGCACCCAGCUGCCCGGCAAGCUCCGGAAUGGGCUUCAGUCUCGAGACAACUCCUGCAGCCAGCCCCAGGCUCCUGGGCAGUCCCAGUCCCCCCGACAGCCUCAGGUCCACAGCCAGCAGCGCGCCCGGCCCUCCAUCACUUCCUCAGGCCCUUCCCAGACGGCCCACCGGUCCUCAGGCUCCGCGCAGCGUCCCAGCACCUCCUCCAGCCAGGGGCCCCCCCCUUAUGCAGUCUCCCAGUGGCAUCACCAUCCUUCCUCAGCCCCCCAACAAGACCCCCGAUGGACCAGGGGCCUCAGCCCCCAAGUCCAGCAGACGGCAUCAGAAACGGCCCGUAACUAAAGCCACCAGCAGCACCUCGGUGCCCAAGCUGCCCGUCUCCUGCCAAUCCGAGUCCAGCACUGAGGUCACCUGCAUCUGGCCCCACCACACACACGGGUUCCACUACCUGCAGCACUGCUGGCGGCUGAAACACCUGGCCUGCUAGGGAGGGCUCAGUAAAGCUCAU
Molecule: messenger RNA, 1434 nt
Organism: Mesoplodon densirostris (Blainville's beaked whale)
Lineage: Eukaryota; Metazoa; Chordata; Mammalia; Artiodactyla; Ziphiidae
Gene: REEP6
Product: receptor accessory protein 6
Exons: 5
Coding region: 135-1268 (377 amino acids)
Source: RefSeq, a predicted model, not a curated record